Messenger RNA from Aplosporella prunicola CBS 121167, 1146 nucleotides. RefSeq lists its product as uncharacterized. Gene Ontology annotation, molecular function: methyltransferase activity. The transcript has 6 exons. Lineage: Eukaryota; Fungi; Ascomycota; Dothideomycetes; Botryosphaeriales; Aplosporellaceae. The record is from RefSeq and is a predicted model, not a curated record. The coding region runs from base 1 to 1146 and encodes 381 amino acids.
AUGACUGACCCAGGCGAUGAGGGAGCCUCGACGAGUGGCUCGUCGUCCUUUCUUGGUCAGCAUCUCGAGAUCGACACCGAUUCGGCUUAUGGCGAUGACAGUGAGAGCGUCUUAUCGGCUUUCACUUCGGCAAUGAGCGCCGCGACGGACUACCGCUAUGAGAACGGAAGGCGUUACCAUGCCUACGAUGACGGCGCUUAUUACCUGCCAAAUGACGAGGAUGAACUGGAUCGGCUGGACUUGCAGCACGAAAUGUGGAAGAUGGUGCUCAAGGGCGCGCUAUACAUGUCGCCAAUCCCCGACUCGGUGCAGUCAGUCCUGGACGUCGGCUGUGGCACCGGCGUCUGGUCCAUCCAAUUCGCCGAGGAGCACCCUGGCGCUCAAGUCAUAGGCACCGAUCUCUCUCCCGUGCAGCCCAGCUUCGUGCCGCCUAACUGCAGCUUCCUCGUCGACAAUGCCGAGAAGGAGUGGGCAUUUGACCAGAAGUUCGACUUUGUGCACGUGCGCAUGCUGUGUAUGGGUAUGCACAGCUGGCCGCGCUUCUUCCGUCAGUGUUGGGAAAACAUGGAGCCCGGUGGCUGGCUCGAAGUGCGCGAAAUCAUGUUUCCGUGGGGCGCCGCGGGCCACGGUCCUCAGGAUCUGGAGCAGAUUGCUAAGUCGCCAUUGCUGGAAUGGUCGGAUCUUGUGAGGCAAGGUGCGGCAAAGGUUGGCAUUGACACGAAGGCUUGUUUGCGGUUCGAAGAGUUGCUGCGCGGCCAAGGUUUCGUGAACGUGCGGAGAAAAGACGUGCAGUGGCCAUUGGGAAUCUGGCCUAAGGGAGAGGAGCAGAAGAAGUUGGGCGCAUACGCUGUCGAAAACCUGAAAUCUGGUCUCCAAGGCAUCUCGACUGCCGUCUUUAGCAGAAAUUUGGGCAUGUCUCGCGAGGAGAUCGAAGUGCGCCUUGCUCAUGCGCGGAAAGAUCUGAAGGAGGGCCGUUACUAUGCGCCGAUAUUUAUGUAUUCGUGUCAAAAGCCGGAUGUUCAGAAGGCCUCUGCUGAGCCGGCUUUCGAGGCGCGCACUAUUUCUGACGCACCUGCUUCGGGAAAGCAUAGCGAUAAUGGCAAGGACCAGGAACCAGAAUCCAAUGGAAGGAGGAUGCCCCAGUGA